UGAAGUUAGAGAAGUCACUUUUGACAAGGCACAGAGCAACUAACGCAUACUGAAACUGACCUGAACUAGCAAUGUACUCCAGAACAAACAGCCUGGUCUUCUCACUGCCAGCGAACACUUUCUUCCAGCCGCAGUCGCAGUUUGAAUUCAGACCGAUGAUGCCGCCGCGCAACACCGAGCCGGAGAUCUUCACUUUCGAGCGGAUCCCGGAGCCGCAGCAGCCGGCGUUCCCUCCCCGCGGAGCCCCGGUGCGCCCGCGCAAGAGGAACACGCGCGUCAUGUACCCCUCAAAAGUGCGCAAAUAUCUGCCACCGGCCGAGAAAAGCCCCGCCAAACGCUGGCUGAUCAUCCUGUGCCUGGUGGUCUUCAUGCAGAUCUACACUGAGGAGGGAUCCGUUGAGACCACGCAGAGUGAAGGACCGACUUCAUACAAUGUUCUCUCCUUCCAGUCUGCUGACGAGCAAACCAGACAAAUGAUGGGCAACUGUCCCAAGGACUCGAGCCUGGUGUCUCAUCAGCAGCUCAAGUCCAGCAGCGAGGAGCAGAAGGACAUCUCUUGGCUUCUGAACACUACAUGCCCGAGCUCAAACUGGGAGGAGGACAUCAACACUCUCUACCAGCAGAGCAGGAGGAAUGGAUACGUGGUGGCCCUUCUCUACCCAGUGUACCAUAGACUUGGUGCAGAAAACUGAACUCAGAAUCAAGUCUGUGGACAAAUCAAGUUCACUGAACCUUCUUGAAAAAGAAAAAAACAGCCUCCCGUGGCACCCAAGUCAUGCCUGAAGAACCCGGCUAGACUCCACAGAGCGGGACGAAGUGAUGAAAAACACAAGCUGAGGAGACACCUGAUGGACUUGAAUGACGAAGAAACUUUAGAAUGGAAUGAAACUUGAACGGCUCAUUUAGAUGUUUCACUUGAAGUGUACAGAUUUACCAUGUAGCCUCACAAGUAGACCUGUUUGUUGUAUGUCUAAACUCAUGAGGGUGUCGCAGUGACCAUUUGUGUUGCUGAACGCUGCCACUCGCACAAAUACUUGAAUCUCACAUUGAAGAUUUUGAUGAGUGUUAAAUGAAGAAAUAUUUGUUGUAGCUAUUUAUUUAAUGUUAUUUAUUUAUUGUUAUUUGCUUAUUUAUUGCCUACUGUCUUGUGAAAUUAAACUGACAUUUGCAUCUUCAA
Carassius gibelio (silver crucian carp) is the source of this 1177-nucleotide messenger RNA. RefSeq lists its product as uncharacterized. Gene Ontology annotation, biological process: negative regulation of apoptotic process. Lineage: Eukaryota; Metazoa; Chordata; Actinopteri; Cypriniformes; Cyprinidae. The coding region runs from base 72 to 692 and encodes 206 amino acids. The transcript has a single exon. The record is from RefSeq and is a predicted model, not a curated record.